CAAAGAUGCGCGGAAGGUUUAAUGUGGGCGCCAUAGUUAGCCAAAGUGCGUGAGGCUGAGACCGACCAAGGUUUUGGCUACUGAAUAAUGUUUGUUCCAAGAGCUGUUAAAGUCAGGAGGGCUGCCGCUGAUGACGGGACCCACGUGGCUAAGAAAAACAAGUCUUCCCCCAAUGAAUCCUCAUCUGAAGAGACCUCAAAGUUUAGGGAAGCUGAAUUGGAUAUAAAAGAAAUAUCUGCCUCAGAAAAUGACUCCCUUCCAGCGGAAGGACGUGCAGACCCACAGACUUCUCUAGGUUCACCUGUGGCAGUUAUUGAAGGAACUUUGGAAAAUGGAAACAAUGAGAACUGUUCUCUUAUAGAGGAGCCUAUAAAAUCGUUCAGUGGAACUCAGCGCUGGCCUGACCCUGGUGAGCCUGUCUGUGUGGUCUGUGGUCGUUAUGGGGAAUACAUCUGUGACCAGACUGAUGAAGACAUUUGUAGCUUGGAGUGCAAAGCCAAACACCUUUUACACAUUCAAGAUACACGUUCAAAGCCUGCUGAUAGUGACCAAGUAGAAUCUCAGACCAGGCCUGCCUGUCUCAACCAUACUUACAUCUAUCAAGAAAAUGAUUUUGUAUUAAGCCUACAAGAUGGGCAGGUUGACAAUUUAAGACUCCAGCUUGGCAUCACUGUCGAAGGUCAAGGAGUUGCAAGACCUAUUGUAGAGUUUGAGCACUGUGGCUUUCCUGACAUUUUAAACUGCAAUUUAAAAAAAUCUGGGUACGAAGUCCCAACUCCUGUCCAGAUGCAAAUGAUUCCAGUCGGAUUACAGGGCAGGGAUAUCAUGGCCACUGCUGACACAGGCUCAGGCAAAACUGCAGCUUUCCUGCUUCCAGUUAUAAUUAAAGCUUUGAUUGAGACAGAAGCCCCAUCUGCUCUUAUUUUGACGCCAACGAGAGAGCUGGCAAUACAGAUUGAGAAGCAAGCCAAGGAGCUUAUGAUUGGUCUACCAAACAUGAGAACAGUUCUCCUCGUUGGAGGACUGCCAUUACCACCUCAGCUCCAUCGCCUAAAACAAAACGUUAAGGUUAUAAUAGCGACACCUGGAAGGCUCCUAGAAAUUCUAAAGCAAAGCUCCGUACAACUCCACCAUAUUAAAAUUGUUGUAGUGGAUGAAGCUGAUACCAUGUUAAAAAUGGGUUUCCAGCAGCAGGUGUUAGAUAUUUUGGAAAAUGUCCCGAGAGAUCGUCAGACUCUUCUAGCAUCAGCCACAAUGCCUUUUGGCACCGAACAACUGGCAACUCGGCUUUUGCAAAAUCCCGUAAAAAUCACCAUUGGAGAAAAGAAUUUGCCAUGCUCCAACGUUCGCCAGAUUAUCUUGUGGGUAGAAGAACCCUCCAAAAAGAAGAAACUUUUUGAAAUAUUAAACGAUAAGAAGCUCUUCAGGCCUCCGGUGCUGGUGUUUGUAGAAUGCAAACUGGGCACAGAUCUUCUGAGUGAGGCUGUUCAUACAAUCACAGGCUUACAAACAGUAUCGAUGCACGCUGAUAAACUGCAGACAGAAAGAACUACCAUAUUACAGGGAUUAUUGCAAGAGAAGUAUGACGUGGUUGUAAGCACUGGAGUCCUUGGACGAGGGCUCGAUCUGGUCAGUGUUAAGCUGGUCGUCAACUUUGACAUGCCGUCUAGUAUGGAUGAAUACGUACAUCAAGUUGGAAGAGCUGGACGGUUGGGUCACAGUGGAACUGCAAUUACUUUUAUUAAUAACAACAGUAAGAAACUUUUCUGGGAUGUUGUAAAGCGAGUUAAACCAACAGGCACUAUUCUCCCGCCCCAGUUAUUAAAUUCCCCAUAUCUUCAUGACCAGAAGAGAAAGGAACAGCAAAGAAGCAAGCAGUCACAGAAUGGGCUUGUAACAACCGAUAACCUUGUGGACAUAAUUAGAAAGCAUGACAGACGGGUUUCACAGAAGUAAUGAACUGAGCUUUGUUUGUAAAUAUAAUGCAUUUGUACAUCAUGUUAAUAAGUGCUGAUUUCUAAUUUAAAUUAAAAUCCCUGGAUGCAUU
Messenger RNA from Gekko japonicus, 2047 nucleotides. It is a transcript of the gene DDX59, whose product is annotated as DEAD-box helicase 59. Gene Ontology annotation, molecular function: RNA helicase activity; nucleic acid binding; ATP binding. NCBI's taxonomy places the organism in Eukaryota, Metazoa, Chordata, Lepidosauria, Squamata, Gekkonidae. The record is from RefSeq and is a predicted model, not a curated record. The transcript has 8 exons. Bases 88 to 1956 code for a protein of 622 amino acids.